Messenger RNA from Tinamus guttatus (white-throated tinamou), 1478 nucleotides. The record is from RefSeq and is a predicted model, not a curated record. NCBI's taxonomy places the organism in Eukaryota, Metazoa, Chordata, Aves, Tinamiformes, Tinamidae.
ACCUGUCUAGCAGUGAACCACACGGCCUCACCUGUUGCACACUGACCUUCCUUCUUCCUUUCCUACGACUCCCUGCAGUUCCCUCGCCAGGACAGCUUCAACACCGAGUGCACAGCGUGGGACAUUUUCCGGUGUCCGUUAGACAGCCCCUCAAAGCCACUGCCUACGUAAGCCCAACGGUGCAAGGCACUAGCAGUAUUCCGGUGUCCAACAACUCACAGUUAUACUCCAACACUGGAAUCCCAAUGCCAAACAAAGCUGCCAGCCAAGGGAUUUUAGGGCGCAGUGCUCUUCCACGACCAUCGCUGGCCAUCAACGGCAGUGGCAUACCCAGAAGUAAAAUUGCACAGCCAGUUCGAAGUUUUCUGCAGCCUCCCAAACCUCUUUCGUCACUUAGCGCGAUGCGGGAUGGGAACUGGAGAGAUGGCUGCUAUUGAUGAAGAACCCCGAGAGCAGUGGAAGAAAAAUAAUGUGGAUUUCAUUACCCAGCUGGCUGGGUAACAACGAUUUGGGAAGGAAGGGUCAUAUGCUAUUGUUUCCCCUGAGAUUUUAAUAUUUAAACAUCCAUAAUGCAAAGUCAUUUUUUAGAAUAUCAACAUUUUAUUAAAUACUAAAUAUUGCACUUAAUCAGUUACCUGGACAGCUGUGUUGUUAUCAGCCUAACAAUGGCAGCAUUAGCAUUUAGAAAUUAGAGGGAAUAUUACAUGUGUGCAAAGUACCAAAAUACUUAAUUUGAAACAACACUAGGAGAUAAUCCUAUUUUGAGCAGCUUUGUCAUACUGAAAAUAUAAGAUAAUGUUUCAGUGUAAAAGAAUCAUGCAUUUUAUCUUGACCUGGGGGGGACUAUGUAAUGUGCUUGAAUUUUUUUUUUUUUUUUGUUAGUGUUUCCAAUACAUUUUAUUUUGUAUACUUACUUUCAUUUAAACUUGUCUGAAUCUUGAAAACAGAGAGAUAAUUUAACUUUUCUGUGCCAUAAAUAAUAUUUUUGGGGUAAUGUACUUUUUUAGCACUAGGGACAUAUCUUACAAAAAUAUACCAUUGGCAAUACAAAGCAGUAUAUUUAUGUUGCAGAAGCACAAAAAAACAGUAGCAUUCACUGGAAAUUGCCAUACAGCUGUGUCAGCAUGGUUUUGUUUUCUUUCACUGUUUGUUCAAUUGUUAAUUUAUUGUCAUAGUGUUUUGUAUUUAAAAAGGCAGCAUCAGUCACAUUGCACUUACAAAGAUACAGUGAUCUCUAAAACCACAGUUGGUUUUCAAUACUUUAUUAUCAAGAAUAAAAUUUUAAUGUUUUAUUAACAGUUGCUUAUGGAAGAUAAAUGAGUUUUAAUGUGAAUAAAUCUUUUUGAUAGAUCUUUUACAAAAUCCAAUUGCACUAAUCAAUGCUUUCUUAUAAUGGUAUAUGACUUAAUAUUUGAUUACAACUGUGUAUACUGCUGUUUUGGAAUGUUUCAGAAAUAAAGAAUCUAUUUCAGCAAUAA